AUGAAGAAAGCGCAGGAGGAGGUACGAAGAAUUGUGGGAGGGAAGCCCAUGGUGGAGGAGAGCGACCUUCCAAAUCUCGUCUACCUCAAAAUCGUGGUGAAGGAGACUCUCCGCCGCCACCCUCCCGGCCCGCUGUCGUUACCCCAUGAGAGCAUGAAAGACGUAAAAAGUGUGCGGCUACGAUAUCCCCGCCAAGACCACGGUGAUCACCAAUAUAUGGGCUAUUAUGAGGGACCCCACGUUCUGGAAGGACCCCGAGGUGUUCUGGCCGGAGCGCUUUGA
Messenger RNA from Spirodela intermedia, 282 nucleotides. Lineage: Eukaryota; Viridiplantae; Streptophyta; Magnoliopsida; Alismatales; Araceae. The record is from the annotation of a GenBank genome assembly.